Molecule: messenger RNA, 1146 nt
Organism: Owenia fusiformis
Lineage: Eukaryota; Metazoa; Annelida; Polychaeta; Sabellida; Oweniidae
Source: the annotation of a GenBank genome assembly
GAGAGAUGCUCUCAUACAUGUAUCAAAACGAUAAUGAGGAAAUAUGUCUUUUGGGUGACUUUAAUUCACACACAAGUGUGUUAAAAGACUACACUUAUAUUGAUAAACAUUUUGCAAAUUCGGUGAAUGCUGAUUUAUCAAUGGUACAAUUUCUUAAUUCAGUAGGUGACCUUGAAAGCUAUGGUAUUAAAACAGAUAGAAUAUCAUGCCAUGUGACACACACAGAGUGAAUAAUUAUGGUAAUCAACUACUGCAACUCUGUAAAGCAAAUAACUUGUUCAUUGCAAAUGGUAGAUUUGGUAAAUGUAGUGAAUUAAAUACAUGUGUUAAAGGGAAAGGCUCAGUUACUGACUAUGCUAUUGCAUCUCCACGAUUAUUAGGUAAUAUUGACUCUGUUUAUAUCCAAGAUUUUUCACCUGACUUUUCUGAUGUACAUUGUUUUUUAAACCUUACAGUAAAGUCUACCUCUGAUAAUUUCAAUGAAUCUGAUAGAGAUGACAUUACCAAUGAGAAAAAUAGUUGUAAAUUUAUCUGGAAGCAAGAAGAAGCACAGACUUUUAGCCAAAAUCUUGACUUUAGAAAAAUUGAUGAAAUAACUUCCCUACUACAAGAUGAGGGAUCAUCAGUAGAAGGAAUCAACGUGAAGCUAAAGGAGUGUAUUUUAGAUGCAGCUAUAAGCUGGAACUUAAAGAAAAGCUUCAAAGUAAACCAUGAAAAUAAUGCAACUGAAAUAAAGAACAAAUGGUUUGACAAUAGUUGUAAAAAUAAACGCAAAAUAUACAAUUCAGCAAAAAAUAGAUACAUGAGAACGAGAAAUAUGCUAGAUAAGGAAGAUAUGAUUAGGAAAAACAAACAGUAUAAAAAACAACGCAUUAAAGCAAAAUGUGAUUACUUAAAACGUCUCAACUCUAAGUUAUUUGACCUAAAACGCAGUAAUAGUAAACAAUACUGGAACAUUUUAAAUCCCAGUAGAUCUAAAGACGAAUUAUUAAAAGUAAGUUUAGAUACUAUGAAGGAAUAUUAUGAAACACUUUAUAAGCCCCAAACCAGUGGAAAUAACAUGAGUGAAAAUGAAAUUGACAAACAUUAUAAAGAUGAUUUUGCACACAAACUUAACUUAGAUAUUCUAAACAGUGAAAUCACAAG